Theobroma umbraticum is the source of this 1353-nucleotide messenger RNA. NCBI's taxonomy places the organism in Eukaryota, Viridiplantae, Streptophyta, Magnoliopsida, Malvales, Malvaceae. The record is from RefSeq and is a predicted model, not a curated record.
AUGGAGCAAGAUGAGCAAGAUGAGGAAGGUGACCAGGGCUAUCAGGACUUUGUGCGACCGUUUACUCCAACCGGUCAAGGUGACCAGGGCUUUAUGCCGCCAGAGUUUACCUCAAACGGUCCAGGUGACCAUGGUGACCAGGGCUUUGUGCUGCCAAUGUUUAACCCAAACGGUCAAGGUGACCAGGGCGACCAGGCCUUUGUGCUACCAAGGAAUACCCCAAACGGUCUUGUGAUCACCAAUGAGAAAGAAUUCUUGGAUACUUUACCUCCAGGAUAUCGUUUCAAGCCCCGGGAUGAAGAGCUUCUUGUUCAUUACUUGAGGAAGAAAGCACACAAUAAGCCAUUGCCGCCAAACAUAAUCAAGGAGGUUGAACUCUACAAGCAUAGCCCUGAGGAACUUACAAGAGAUCAAAAUAACAAGAAGUCGACAAAGCCAGUGACCGAAUGGUAUUUCUUCACACCAAGAGAGCGCAAAUAUUGCAAUGGGUUAAGACCAAAUCGAGCAGCUGGGGAUGGAUUCUGGAAGGCCACUGGAGCAGAUACGUCUGUCAAAUUCCAAGGAACCAUUGUUGGAUUCAAGAAAACAUUAGUUUUCUAUCGAGGGAAGCCACCUAAGGGCGAGAAGACAACCUGGAUAAUGCAUGAAUUCGUAUUAAGCAAUCCUCCAGAAAGAAAAAGGGGCAGCAAAGAUGAUAUGCGGCUUGAUGAUUGGGUAUUGUGCAGACUUUAUAAGAAGCAUGGUAAUAAUACCAGAGUUGUAACUCCCCAGCAGGAUACUGAUCCUGAUCCAAAACAGGAGGAAGAAACUGCAACUCAAGCAACUGAUUGCACUGAAACCCUGGAGCAAGAAUAUGGGAAUAUUCCACCUCAAUAUAUGCUGCCACAACAAACUUGUCCAAUGCCUCCUUACGUUGCAUAUCCUGAUUCAACAUCUGUACUUCCAGGGUCGAUUCCUCCUUACAAUGCAUAUGCUGCUGAUUCAACAUCUGUACUUCCAAGGUCAAUGCCUCCUUACAAUGCAUAUUCUGAUUCAACAUCUGGACUUCCAAGUUCAAUGCCUCCUUACAAUGCCUAUCUUGAUUCACCAUCUGGACUUCCAAGGUUUCCUGAAUCUUUAGAUCCUAUGCUGCAACAUCAAUCUGCAGUGUUCCCUCAGCAGGCUAUGACUGUUUAUGAUAAUUUUAUACCAACAGCUGCACCGACAUCAUCAAUACAUCCUCAUUUUGUGGGCCAUCAUCAUCCUUUGAACAGGUAUCAGCAGCAGCCAUUUUCAGGUGUCCCAAACAAUAUUAAGUUCUCAGCUGAUGAUAAAUACCUUCUGAAUAUUGACUUUGGCUUGCCAAAUGCAUAG